CCGGCGCCUGCUCCGUCCCCUCCCACUCGCCAGGCCCCUUCCUCCCUCCUCUCGCGGCCGCUCGCAUUUCCUGCCGCUCUGGCUCUCCCGGCCCCUGAAAGUUCGUCCCAACUUUUCUCACCCCGGGGAGGGCGCGACGGGCGCAGUCCGGGGGCAGGUUGCUGCGCUCGUGCUCGCUCCGCCGCCUGCCCUCCGGGCGCCGGUCCUCGGCGAGCAGCCGCCACUCCGUGGCCCCUGGCGGCGCGUCUCCUACCACCUCGGCCAGCCUCCCCGUCCCGGCUCCCUCUCUGGCGGGACAGCCCCGCGCCGGGGUGGUUCUCCUUUCCCCCCUUCUCCGGGCGCCCCCGCACCAACUCUCGCGCCGGGAUCGCAGCGGAAACCUCCCUCCCCUUUCGCCUCCUCCGGCUCCUUCCCUCCGCCCCUCCUCCGCCAGCCACUGGAAUCAAUUCCUUGGGGGGACUUGGGGCUCCGCCGCCCGCGGAGGGCAGCCUUUCGGCGCGGGACUCCGGGGUUCCGACGGGGCCAUGUAAGCAGCGACCCUCCGGAGCACCACGCCGGGCAUGGACGCCCUUUUCCGCACCUGGAGGAGCACGGGUGGUAGUGCCCCGUCACGAAGCUGCUAAGGCCAUCUCAAGGGCGUGGGCGCCGGGACACGAGGGCGGCAUCCCAGGCCUGCAGAGCCAUGCCUUUCGGCCUGAAGCUGCGCCGGACGCGGCGCUACAACGUCCUGAGCAAGAACUGCUUUGUCACUCGCAUCCGCCUGUUGGACAGCAGUGUUAUCGAGUGCACGCUGUCCGUGGAGAGCACGGGGCGGGAGUGCCUGGAGGCGGUGGCCCAGAGGCUGGAGCUGCGGGAGACACACUACUUUGGCCUUUGGUUUCUCAGCAAGAGCCAGCAAGCACGAUGGGUGGAGCUGGAGAAACCUCUGAAGAAACAUCUGGACAAGUUCGCUAAUGAGCCUCUGCUUUUCUUUGGAGUCAUGUUCUAUGUGCCAAAUGUGUCAUGGCUUCAGCAAGAAGCCACAAGAUAUCAGUAUUACCUGCAAGUCAAAAAAGACGUGCUUGAAGGGCGGUUGCGGUGUUCGCUGGAACAGGUGAUCCGGCUGGCAGGCUUAGCUGUGCAAGCUGAUUUUGGAGAUUAUAAUCAGUUUGAUUCUCAAGAUUUCCUCAGAGAAUAUGUACUAUUCCCUAUGGACUUGGCCCUGGAAGAAGCUGUUCUGGAGGAACUGACGCAGAAGGUGGCCCAGGAGCGCAAAGCCCACAGUGGAAUCCUGCCAGCAGAAGCCGAGCUUAUGUACAUCAACGAGGUGGAACGUUUGGAUGGAUUUGGACAGGAGAUCUUCCCUGUGAAGGACAAUCACGGAAACAGUGUGCACCUGGGCAUUUUCUUUAUGGGGAUUUUCGUGAGGAACAGAAUUGGAAGACAAGCAGUAAUCUACAGGUGGAAUGACAUGGGAAACAUCACCCACAACAAGUCGACUAUCCUGGUGGAGCUCGUCAACAAAGAGGAGACCGCCCUCUUUCACACGGAGGAUAUCGAAAAUGCCAAGUACAUAUCUCGACUGUUUGCUACGCGGCACAAAUUUUACAAGCAAAACAAAAUCUGCACCGAACAAUCCAAUUCUCCACCCCCUAUCAGACGCCAGCCCACCUGGAGCCGGUCCUCCCUGCCCCGGCAGCAGCCCUACAUCCUGCCUCCCAUGCACGUCCAGUGUGGCGAACACUACUCGGAAACACACACUUCUCAAGACAGCAUCUUCCAUGGGAAUGAAGAAGCCUUGUAUUGCAACUCACACAACAGCCUGGACUUAAGUUAUUUAAAUGGCACCGUCACCAACGGCGGCAGCGUGUGUAGCGUUCACAGUAUCAACUCCCUCAGCUGCUCCCAAAGCUUCAUCCAGGCUUCUCCCGUCUCCUCCAACCUCAGCAUCCCUGGGAGUGACAUCAUGCGGGCGGACUACAUCCCCAGCCACCGGCACAGUGCCAUCAUCGUACCAUCCUACCGGCCCACGCCCGAUUACGAGACGGUCAUGCGGCAGAUGAAGAGGGGCGUCGUGCACACGGACAGCCAGAGCCAGUCCCUGCGAAACCUCAACAUCAUCAACACCCACGCCUACAACCAGCCGGAGGACCUGGUGUACAGCCAGCCCGAGAUGCGGGAGAGGCACCCGUACACGAUCCCCUACGGGCCCCAGGGGGGCUACGCGAACAAACUGGUCAGCCCGUCGGACCAGCUCAACCCCACGAAUCCCACGGUGCCGAGCAAGCCGGGGGGGCCCAGCGCCAUCUCACACACGGUGAGUACGCCGGAGCUGGCCAACAUGCAGCUGCAGGGCGCCCAUAGCUACAACGCAGCCCACGUACUCAAAAACUAUCUCUUCCGGCCGCCGCCCCCCUACCCACGGCCCCGGCCGGCCACCAGCACACCGGACCUCGCCAGCCACCGCCACAAGUACGUCAGCGGCAGCAGCCCCGACCUGGUGACCCGAAAGGUUCAGCUGUCCGUGAAGACCUUCCAGGAGGACAGCUCUCCGGUGGUGCACCAGUCCCUCCAGGAGGUGAGCGAGCCCCUCACGGCCACCAAGCACCACGGUGCAGUGCACAAGCGUCACAGCCUGGAGGCGAUGAGCAGCAUGGUGAGGGGCAUGCAAGCCAUGACCCUGAAGUCGCUCAACAUCCCCACGGCCCGCCGCAACACCCUGCGGGAGCCGGGGCCUCCCGAGGAGGGCCCCGGCAGCCACGAGGUCCCCCAGCUCCCCCAGUAUCACCACAAGAAGACUCUCUCGGAUGCCACCAUGCUGAUCCACAGCAGCGAGAGCGAGGAGGAGGAGGAGGAGGCUCCCGACCCGGUGCCCCAGAUCCCUGUGCUCCGGGAGAAGGUGGAGUACAGCACCCAGCUACAGGCCGCCUUGGCCCGGAUUCCAAACAAGCCCCCACCCGAGUACCCCGGGCCCCGGAAAAGCGUGAGCAACGGGGCGCUGCGGCAGGACCAGGCGUGCCUGCCUCCUGCCGUGGCCCGGGCCAGGCUGCUGCGGCACGGGCCCGCCAAGGCCAUCAGCGUCUCCCGGGCCGACCAGCUGGCGGUCAACGGGGCCUCUCUCGGGCCAUCCAUCUCGGAGCCUGACCUGACGAGCGUGAAGGAGCGGGUCAAGAAAGAGCCUGUCAAGGAGAGACCUGUGUCUGAAAUGUUCUCCCUGGAGGACAGCAUUAUAGAGAGAGAGAUGAUGAUUCGGAAUCUAGAAAAGCAGAAGAUGGCAGGCCUGGAGGCGCAGAAGAGGCCACUGAUGUUGGCAGCCUUGAAUGGACUCUCAGUUGCUCGGGGCUCAGGGCGGGAGGAGAGUCGCGUCGAUGCCACCCGAGUUCCCAUGGACGAGAGGUUCAGAACCCUGAAAAAGAAGCUCGAAGAGGGAAUGGUGUUCACAGAAUACGAGCAAAUUCCAAAGAAAAAGGCAAAUGGCAUUUUCAGCACAGCGGCUCUGCCAGAAAAUGCUGAGCGCAGCCGAAUCCGCGAGGUGGUUCCCUAUGAGGAGAACCGCGUAGAGCUAAUACCAACCAAAGAAAAUAACACAGGCUACAUUAAUGCCUCCCACAUCAAGGUGGUGGUCGGUGGGGCAGAAUGGCACUACAUCGCCACUCAGGGGCCCCUGCCACACACUUGCCACGACUUCUGGCAGAUGGUGUGGGAGCAGGGAGCGAACGUGAUCGCCAUGGUCACUGCAGAGGAGGAAGGCGGACGAACCAAGAGCCACCGAUACUGGCCCAAACUGGGUUCCAAGCACAGCUCAGCCACCUAUGGCAAGUUCAAGGUCACCACGAAGUUCCGAACAGAUUCCGGUUGCUAUGCAACCACAGGCUUGAAGGUCAAGCACCUUCUGUCUGGGCAGGAAAGGACCGUGUGGCAUUUGCAAUAUACUGACUGGCCAGACCACGGCUGCCCAGAGGAUGUCCAAGGAUUUUUGUCCUACUUGGAGGAGAUCCAGUCAGUCCGUCGCCAUACCAACAGCAUGCUGGAAGGCACCAGGAACCUGCGCCCCCCGAUCGUGGUCCACUGCAGCGCCGGGGUGGGGCGGACCGGUGUGGUCAUCCUUUCUGAGCUGAUGAUCUACUGCCUGGAGCAUAAUGAAAAGGUGGAAGUACCGAUGAUGCUGAGGCUCCUCAGGGAGCAAAGGAUGUUUAUGAUCCAGACCAUCGCUCAGUACAAGUUUGUCUAUCAGGUCCUCAUCCAGUUUCUCCAAAACUCCAGACUCAUUUAACCCCCGCAUCCCCGACGGCAGUUCCUGGAAGAGGGGCCCAGCUCCAUCUCGUGGAUGGGGAAACACCUCCAGACAACAUCUGUUUCUCAGCAGGGCGCAGAUGGCCGGAGCAGGCAGAGGCCGCGGACUCCCUGAAGGCGGGAGCCAAGAUCACUUGCAAACAUUGUGUACUAUUUUAUAUGAGAUAAUUUAUUUUUUCCUCCUUUGGGAUAACUUUUGUGAAUCAUCCUAACUCAGUUUUCACAAUAAUAUAGUCUUUUCAUUUGAACCACA
Molecule: messenger RNA, 4525 nt
Organism: Capra hircus (goat)
Lineage: Eukaryota; Metazoa; Chordata; Mammalia; Artiodactyla; Bovidae
Gene: PTPN14
Product: protein tyrosine phosphatase, non-receptor type 14
Exons: 19
Coding region: 683-4252 (1189 amino acids)
Biological process (GO): lymphangiogenesis; protein dephosphorylation
Cellular component (GO): cytoskeleton
Molecular function (GO): protein tyrosine phosphatase activity
Source: RefSeq, a predicted model, not a curated record